UGCCCCGGGAAGGUGGGAGGGGUUGAUUUGGGUGCCGUCGGCGUCAAUGAAUGAAGGCGAGAGACUCUCCGCAUAAGCCUUGGUGAGGCGCCCCUAGUGUUUUCUUUACACUGGAAGCGGCCAGCUCUUACUGUUCUCUCCCCUCAGCAAGCAGAGCCCAAGCCGCGCGCCCUCCUCUUUUUUUCGGCCUGUGACCGGGCCGGGCCCAGCUCAGAGAGGAGGAAAGAAGGAGGAACACCAGCCGCCGCCGCCGGAUGCGGCGAGGAAACAGCCCCGGCUCUCCUGCGCAGCGCUGCCGGCCACUCACCUGAGUACGCAGUGGCGGCAGCGGGAGGAGGAGUAGGCGAGGCUGCUGCUGCCGCCGCCGCCGCCGCCGCGAUCCCGGCCCAGGGGGCGGCGGCGAAGGCGGUCGACACAGAAGCCAUGGCAGGGAUUCCGGGAGCCUAGAGGGGCCGCCUCCGCCUCACUCGGAGCAGCCGCACCGCAGAGGCCUGCGAGUCCAGGACGGGAGAGGCGGGCAGGGGGUGGCGGCGGCUGGCUGGCUGGCUCGGCCAUUCCCCAGCUCGGCUCGGGCCGGCUCUGCAGCGGCUGCAAAGGCGCCUCCCGCGCAAGAUGUCCACCCGCACGCCGCUACCCACCGUCAACGAGCGGGACACCGAGAACCAUACUUCAGUUGAUGGAUAUACCGAGCCCCAUGUCCAGCCUACAAAGUCAAGCAGCAGACAAAACAUAUCCCGUUGCAGAAACUCAAUCACAUCUACAAAUGAAGACCAUCCUCACAUUGGGAAUUACCGCUUACUAAAAACAAUAGGAAAAGGAAAUUUUGCUAAAGUGAAGCUGGCUAGACAUGUUCUUACUGGUAGAGAGGUUGCUGUGAAAAUAAUAGACAAAACCCAACUAAAUCCUACGAGUCUACAAAAGUUGUUCCGAGAAGUACGAAUAAUGAAGAUUUUGAACCAUCCUAAUAUUGUUAAAUUGUUUGAAGUUAUUGAAACAGAAAAAACAUUAUACUUAGUAAUGGAAUAUGCCAGUGGAGGAGAAGUGUUUGACUACUUGGUUGCACAUGGAAGAAUGAAAGAAAAAGAGGCGCGUGCAAAAUUUAGACAGAUUGUGUCUGCUGUGCAGUACUGUCAUCAAAAGUGUAUUGUUCAUCGUGAUCUCAAGGCAGAAAACCUUCUUCUUGAUGGAGACAUGAACAUUAAAAUUGCAGAUUUUGGUUUUAGCAAUGAAUUUACUAUUGGCAACAAAUUGGACACUUUUUGUGGAAGUCCCCCAUAUGCUGCCCCUGAACUUUUCCAAGGAAAGAAAUAUGAUGGCCCAGAAGUGGAUGUCUGGAGUCUUGGAGUCAUUCUUUACACUCUAGUCAGUGGAUCGUUGCCAUUUGAUGGUCAGAAUUUAAAGGAACUGAGAGAGCGAGUGUUACGAGGGAAGUACCGGAUACCAUUCUAUAUGUCCACAGACUGUGAGAAUCUACUGAAAAAACUACUUGUAUUGAAUCCAAUCAAGAGAGGGAGUUUAGAACAAAUAAUGAAGGACCGAUGGAUGAAUGUUGGUCAUGAAGAGGAAGAAUUAAAGCCAUACACUGAGCCUGAACCAGAUUUUAAUGACAGCAAAAGAAUAGAUAUAAUGGUCGCUAUGGGUUUUGCAAGAGAUGAAAUUCACGACUCUGUAGUAAACCAAAAAUAUGAUGAAGUCAUGGCUACUUACCUGCUCCUAGGCAGAAAACCACCUGAGUUUGAGGGGAGUGAGUCCCUGUGCAGUAGUAACCUGAGUCAAAGAUCUCGACCCAGCAGUGACCUCAACAACAGUUCUAUGCAAUCUCCUGCUCACCUGAAGGUCCAGCGAAGUAUAUCAGCCAAUCAGAAACAACGUCGGUUCAGUGAACAUGGUGGGGAUGGCAUUCAACCAAUUGGACCAUCGAUUCCUCCCGCUGUCUCGUAUUCAAAAAGAGCUCAGGCAAACAGUGUGGAGAGUGAACACAAAGAGGAAUGGGAUAAAGAUGUGUCACGUAAACUGAGCAGCACUACAGUUGGGUCCAAAGGUGAGAUGGCAGCAAGUCCACUCGUGGGCCCUGAAAGGAAAAAAUCCACUACUAUUCCAAGUAAUAAUGUGUUUUCGGGGACUGGAAUGACACGAAGAAACACCUAUGUCUGUGAACGCUCUACAGAUCGCUAUUCUGCCAUUCAGAAUGGAAAAGACAACAGUUUAACAGAAAUGUCUGCAAGCAGUACCUCUUCUGCUGGCUCUGCUGUCGCUUCUGCAAUAUCAACACGACCCCGACACCAGAAGUCCAUGUCUGCCUCUGGGCACCCUAUAAAAGUUACACUGCCAACUAUCAAAGAUGGCACUGAAGCUUAUCGACCAAGCAGUGCAACUCAAAGAGCACCUGCUGCUUCCCCAUCUGCUCACAGUAUUAGCACUACCACUCCAGACCGAACCCGUUUUCCUCGAGGGAGUUCAAGCCGAAGCACUUUCCAUGGUGAGCAGCUACGGGAGAGGCGCAAUGCCACUUACAAUGGGCCACCAGCAUCACCGUCACACGAAACAGGCACAUUUGCUCAAACUAGAAGGGGGACAUCAACUGGCAUUAUAAGCAAAAUAACUUCCAAAUUUGUCCGCAGGGAUCCAUGUGAAGGCGAAACCAGUGGCAGAACUGACACCUCAAGGAGCACUUCUGGGGAACCAAAAGACAGAGAGAAAGAGGAUGGUAAAGAUUCUAAGCCGCGGUCUUUAAGAUUUACGUGGAGCAUGAAGACCACGAGUUCCAUGGACCCAAAUGAUAUGAUGAGAGAGAUUCGAAAAGUAUUAGAUGCUAACAAUUGUGACUAUGAACAAAAAGAGAGGUUCCUACUCUUCUGUGUCCAUGGUGAUGCUCGACAAGAUAGCCUCGUCCAGUGGGAGAUGGAAGUUUGUAAAUUGCCACGCCUAUCACUCAAUGGAGUCCGCUUCAAGCGAAUAUCUGGGACUUCUAUUGCCUUUAAAAACAUUGCAUCCAAAAUAGCAAAUGAGCUUAAGCUGUAAAGAGCAACAACAUUUCUGAGAUCAGGGAAGAGUCUAGCUUACAUUUUGAAUGUAAUGGUUAUACCUAACUUGAUUGGCCUGUGAAACUCCCCAUGUAGAAAUUGUCCCUAUUGCAAUAAGGUUAUACAUAGUUAUUCUGAAUUGUAAAAUUUAAUUCAGUAUGACCUAUAUUAAAAGAAAAAACUGUAGCUGAAGAAGACAUGUUCACAUGUACAGGUAAGUAUAUAGAGCAUUGUUAUUUUAUGUUCAUAGAGUUGUAUAAUAAAAAAGGCUUACAGAUCUUGUAUAGCUGUCUAGAUAUCAGCACAGAAGUGUGUUUGUUUUGAGUUAAGAAGUUCUUCCUGGUCAUUAUUUACAUUUUUUGUGGUUUUUAUAAUUCUUACCUCUAUCAUGCAUUUUUUUAAAAAAAAAACUACAUCCAUAGUAGAAAUGCACAAAAAUUGUUUUCACAACUGUAGUAUGAAAGUUUUAGUUAUUUUAAAACAAAUCAUAUAUAAAAACAGAAUUAGUCAAGAACAGAUUGACUUUUGUUGUACAAAGGAUUUUCUUGCUUCCCUUUCACUCUGAUCCUCCUUUACAGAGCAGUGUUUAUUUGAGAAAAAAUGUGACCAUGUUUACAGUGUUUGCACUUGCAGUAAGGAAAAGGGGGUUCUGGGUGUUGUGGCCUCUGGCCUCUAGAAACAUGUUGGGGAACGGAAAUCACAUCUUGAUAACAUUUUUAUUUGAAAACUUAAAUCUUGCUCUUGUGACCCAUGGUCAAAUGUAGCAACAAAAUAGAAGUACAGUUCAUACUCAUUCAUCAUGGUGUGAAAUAUUAUUGUUCUCUGCCUUCACAAAUUCUGCUUUAUAAAAAUAUCUUAGUAUUGCGACUGUUUCAUAGCACAAGGUAUUCUGAAAUGUUGACCAAUUGUAAGAGCUAAUAAAUGACACCUCAGGAAUUAACUGGUUUUUGGAAUAUUCCCCCUGCCCCCAGUACAUGCAGUUUCAUAUACUUUACAACUGAGCAUACAUAUUGUUUAUAACAAUAGAUUAUUACUUAAGUGAUUGUACAAAUUUGUUCUCAUAUCUUAUUUGUGUUUUUAAUAUUUUGCCCACUUUCUUGUAUUUAUUCCACAUCAUUAUGCCUGUAAUGUGCAGCUGUGAGUAGGCAUUUGCCUAUGGAAGUAAAGAAAAUUCCUUCAUAAUUAGUGAUAUAAACUAUGUAAAACCACUAGUACUUGGUACAUUUUAAUAUUUGUUAUUUUGUUACUGAAUUAAUCAUAGCGGUUGGUUGUGCAAUGUUAUUUAAUGUCGUAAAUACUGUAAUUUCAACAUACGGGCCCCAUCCGCACACUCCUGUAAAGAUUAGAGAAUCAUUCAAAAUUGUCAUUUUAUUUAAAAAACAAAAACAAGAAAAAAAGCUGUGGUAAACUCUGUAACCCGAAGUUAGAAGGCUGUAAGUGUAGCUAACGUGCCAUUUGAUAAUGGUUUUCUGACAGAUGGACUUGACAUGCUGUACUGUAGUGUGAUGUAGCUCUCUCUUCUGUAACAGUUCUAUUCUGAAAUGAACUUGUAUUGUUGCCUUAGGGGGAAAAAGGAUGGUGUUUUGGCAAGAAAGAACUGUACCCCUUUUUAUCUGGUGUUCCUUUAAAAAAUAUAUAUUAUUUUUGAUGCAAGUCAUCCUAAUUCACAUUCACUGGUGCACUCUAUUAAAAACUUACUUGAACGAUU
Molecule: messenger RNA, 4731 nt
Organism: Rhineura floridana
Lineage: Eukaryota; Metazoa; Chordata; Lepidosauria; Squamata; Rhineuridae
Gene: MARK1
Product: microtubule affinity regulating kinase 1
Exons: 18
Coding region: 613-3021 (802 amino acids)
Biological process (GO): protein phosphorylation; microtubule cytoskeleton organization; intracellular signal transduction
Cellular component (GO): cytoplasm
Molecular function (GO): protein serine/threonine kinase activity; ATP binding; tau-protein kinase activity
Source: RefSeq, a predicted model, not a curated record